Molecule: messenger RNA, 1606 nt
Organism: Prorocentrum cordatum
Lineage: Eukaryota; Dinophyceae; Prorocentrales; Prorocentraceae
Source: the annotation of a GenBank genome assembly
CAGCAGGGAAUCUGUCCGGAGAGGGGGGGUGCGCGAGGGCGAGGAGGAAAUGACCGGGGGAAGAGCCCACAGGAGCCCUGAUCGGGCCCCCUCUUGUGGCUUUCGGGCUGAAGCCGGGUCUCCAGCGGCCCUUCGGGGCGAUCCGGCGAGGCGACGCCGUUGGAAGGCAUUCUGAGGCUGGAAGACUGGCAAGAGCGGACAAAAACGCGCGAAGACCUCGAACCUCGAAGGAGGGCAAGGAGGGGCGUCCUAACAGGUGCCGGGCCUCGACGCCGCCUGCGGCAUUCGGGCGUUGCGCAAUGGGGGGGUGGCGAUCGACGGGAGGUGUGAGGGGAGAUGCGCCCUUCGUGCGCCUAGAGGGGCCCCUCCCUGGGGCCGACGAAGGUGCACGGAAGGUGCACGCUUCUGCGCCCCCCCCCGUUCCGUGGCUCUAGGCCUCCUAGAUGGGUUCGGAGUAGAUGGGGUCGUUGGAUCGCGCCACGUCGCCGAUGCAUCGCCGACGCGGCUCGAUGCGGAGCCCGGUUUUCGCCACGCCGACGGCGGCGAUACAUCGCCGAUGCAUGGCCGAUGCAUUGGCGAUGCAUCGGCGAUGCGGCGCCUGCCUCCGACCCCACCUGCUCCGACCCCCUCUGGGAGGCCUUUGCGUAAUCAGCGCCCAAGGCAUCAUCGCCCUGCUGCACGCCCUCCUCAACGCGGGCCUGCUCGGCGCCCCCGGCGGCACGGUCGCCGGCCACUGGCCCGAGGGCGGGCCCAUGCGGCGCUGGCUGGAGGCGUUGCCGCCCUCCGCCUCGCCCGCAGACCGCGGGCGGGCGCUGGUGAACGACGUAGGCAUCCGGGCCAUCUACCGGACGCACGCCACGGGGGGCCAGUCGCGGAUGCCGCUGUCGCCCAUUUGGACCUGGGUCACGCUCCUGCCAGCGCUCGCCUGGGUCGUCUCCGCGGCCUGGGUGCUCUUUGCGCGGGGGACGAAGGUCUUGUCCAUCUACCUGUGUUUCUCCCUCGCUUGCCUGCUGGUCUGCGCGCUGAUCUGGCGGCUGAGCGGCGGGCGCUGCCCCUGUGGAGGCUGGAGUGCCACUUCGUGUGCCUCGCCGAGCGGGAGGGGCGCCUGCUGCUCCUGGACGGGCUCCCAGACUCCGCCAAGGACCUCGGAGCCUGCGAGGGCGCCUUCGCGCGCUCCGCGCUGGAGUUCGUUCGCGGCUCGCUGCUGCCGGCGCUGUCCCGGCCGGACACGUGUGCCAUCGUGGCCGUGUCCGAGGCAGAGGCGUUCUCCUGAGGGCACGGCCGCGGGCUUCAGGUGGGUUCUCCUGAGGGCACGGCCGCGGGCUUCAGGUGGGUUCUCCUGAGGGCGCGGCCGCGGGCUUCGCCUUCGUGCUCCCGCUGCUGCUGCUGCUGCUGCUGCUGCUGCUGCUGCUGCUGCCUCCAGUCGCCAGGGGUGGUGCUUCGUUCCGGUGCUGGUGCUCCUCCUGCACCCGCUGCCCGCUGCCCGCUCCUGCGGCCCCUGCUGCUGCUGAUGCGACAGGCCCCUGCACGCCGCAUGCUUCUGCAGCCUGCAUGUCGAUAUCUUGGCUGUCCUGUCGCAGGCAGGCUCCGCAGACGCGCCGGGGAA